Molecule: messenger RNA, 515 nt
Organism: Vitis riparia (riverbank grape)
Lineage: Eukaryota; Viridiplantae; Streptophyta; Magnoliopsida; Vitales; Vitaceae
Product: small acidic protein 1
Exons: 1
Coding region: 73-261 (62 amino acids)
Source: RefSeq, a predicted model, not a curated record
GCCGACAUCAACUGGCGGGCACUAGAGAAGUGAAGGAGAGAGAAAGAGAGAAGAGAGAGAGAGAAGAGAGAGAUGAGGCCCACACCGAUGGAGUACUACGCAGAACUAGACGACCAGGGAGCCACGGUGGCCAUGGACGUCGACGAUGUUGAUCCUCUCGAGAUCUUCGGUGAGGGCGUCAUCUCCGUCGAUAACAAGCUCGCCGACGCCGACUUCUUCAACAGCUUCGAGGACGAUUUCGAUGAUUCCGACAUCAACUGAUCUCCUAUUCGCCAUCACUGCUUCCUCUUUUCACUUCUAGGGUUUCCUCUUUCUAAUUUUCUUCAUAUUUCUCUCUUGGGUAAUCUCUUUUGUAUCUCUACGUGAAUAUCAAUCGGAAUUUCGUUUGAAUUUGCCUUAUGUUUCUGAUGGAAGUGAAGGAUGCUUGUUUCAAUUAAGGUUUCCGACAUGAAGCCCCUGUUCUUUUACCUAUAAAAAGAAACAAAACCGAAAAUUAGGUUCUAAUGUUUAUUGUA